Molecule: messenger RNA, 1148 nt
Organism: Hibiscus syriacus
Lineage: Eukaryota; Viridiplantae; Streptophyta; Magnoliopsida; Malvales; Malvaceae
Product: bidirectional sugar transporter SWEET15-like
Exons: 4
Coding region: 139-978 (279 amino acids)
Biological process (GO): carbohydrate transport
Cellular component (GO): membrane
Molecular function (GO): sugar transmembrane transporter activity
Source: RefSeq, a predicted model, not a curated record
UUUGAGCUCAUGACAUUUUAGAGCUUUGAGCAUUCCAUAAGAGAGAGAAAGAGAGAGCUAGGGUUCUUUCCCCUUCCCUCUCUGCAAUUUUCUUUCCAAAAACAUAAAUUACCCUUUUCUUUGUUGAAGAAGAUAGAUAUGGCCGCAAUGGGUGACCAACAUACCUUGGCAGUCGUUUUUGGUAUCUUAGGUAACAUUAUCUCGGUCCUCGUAUUUAUGGCUCCCGUGCCAACAUUCUACCGGAUUUUCAAGAAGAAAUCAACAGAAAGUUUCCAGUCGCUGCCAUACCAGGUGGCAUUGUUCAGCUGCAUGCUAUGGCUGUACUACGCGUUGAUAAAAAAGGGAGCUUUCCUCCUCAUCACCAUCAACUCAUUCGGAUGUGUUGUCGAGACCAUUUACAUAUCUAUGUACAUAGCUUAUGCUUCAAAGGAUAGCAGAAGAUCAGCUAUGAAACUUUUUGUAGCAAUGAAUGUGAUGCUCUUCUCUUUCAUUCUCAUCCUCACUCAUUUUAUGCUUAAAAACUCGAUUCGAGUCCCGGUUCUCGGCUGGAUUUGUGUCGCCAUCUCCGUAUCGGUGUUUGCAGCACCCUUGAAUAUCAUGGCGAGAGUUGUUCGAACAAAGAGCGUCGAGUUCAUGCCUUUCACCUUAUCAUUUUUCCUCACAUUGAGUGCAGUCAUGUGGUUUGCUUACGGAUUAUUCAUUAAAGACCUUUGUGUAGCUCUCCCUAACGUACUAGGAUUCAUACUGGGAAUGCUCCAGAUGAUUCUAUACGCAAUCUACAGACACAGCGAGAAGGCAAUCAUGGAGGAGAAGAAGCUUCCGGUUCAAGAACAAAUGAAAAGCGUGGUCGUGCUCGGCGCAUUAAACGCCUCCGAAGUUCAUCCCGUAGCUUCAGAUAUUCACAAUGGAAACGCCACCGCAGAGAAGGAAGCCGCCGGUAAUAAACCGGAGGCUGACUCAAAUGAAUGUCCAGUUUGAAUCAAAACACACACCCGAGGCUACUUAAAGAAGACGACUACACAUAUAUAUAAAUAUAUAGACAGAGAUGUAUUAGUUAUGCUGUAAUUUUCAGUCUCCACCAUGUCGAAAUAAUCUUUGUACUUGGCUAUUAUUUUGAAAUACAACCAACCAUGACUUCAUCUUCUUCA